AUGAGCGCCAUCAGUGUGGUUUUGUUGGUGGUUCUGGAUGUGCUGUUUGAUUCAGACCACCUGCAGUUUCUGAGUUCACCGCACAAAUUAGCAGAGGACAUGGGGAACCUUGGACUUAAAGCAAUGCCAACUGUUAAUGACGCAGAUGCCUUUACGACCCAACAGGCGGAAAAAUUUGCUGCCCUUGUAAAGAACGAGCAAGCGCUUUUAGAAAAGGCUGUAGUAUAUGCAUUACUCAACGACAUGGCAGACACUGCGGUAUACAUCGACUUCAUAAGAGAUGAUGCUGGAAAAGGUCCUAUUAUAUUAUUCCCGGGAACUGAGAAGCCCAGAAAGAUGCUGUAUAUAGUAUUCGGAUCCAAAGUCGACACAGACAAGGAGCUUGAAUAUGGAGACCUAGAAAAUGCAGCCAAUGACGGCAGGUACAAUUUCAACGACCUCUCCGAUUUGGCAACGAAGUUCAAUUUAAAAAAGAGAAUGCAAAUCCGUACCUUCUUGAAGGAGUAA
This is a messenger RNA of Dreissena polymorpha, 507 nucleotides long. RefSeq lists its product as uncharacterized. Lineage: Eukaryota; Metazoa; Mollusca; Bivalvia; Myida; Dreissenidae. The coding region runs from base 1 to 507 and encodes 168 amino acids. The transcript is spliced from 3 exons. The record is from RefSeq and is a predicted model, not a curated record.